This is a messenger RNA of Clarias gariepinus (North African catfish), 2785 nucleotides long. It is a transcript of the gene shmt2, whose product is annotated as serine hydroxymethyltransferase 2 (mitochondrial). The coding region runs from base 87 to 1583 and encodes 498 amino acids. Gene Ontology annotation, biological process: folic acid metabolic process; regulation of oxidative phosphorylation; protein homotetramerization. NCBI's taxonomy places the organism in Eukaryota, Metazoa, Chordata, Actinopteri, Siluriformes, Clariidae. Gene Ontology annotation, cellular component: cytosol; nucleus; cytoplasm. Gene Ontology annotation, molecular function: protein homodimerization activity; mRNA 5'-UTR binding; mRNA regulatory element binding translation repressor activity. The transcript has 12 exons. The record is from RefSeq and is a predicted model, not a curated record.
AGUAGCCUACUGGCUGUCGGGGCUGGUGUGUGUGUGUGUAUGCAGAGAGCCCUGGUGCUUUGAGCUUCUAACGCUGCGUUAUCAUCAUGUUGACACUGCCUAUGAGAUAUUUAGUCAGGCCUCUGUGCCAGCGUGUGAGCGUGAAUCUGAGAGGGCAACACUCUGCAGCACAGCGGGCGUCUGAUCAUGAUCGACCCUGGACCGGGCAGGACAGCUUGGCACAGGAUGAUCCUGAAAUGUGGGAGCUGCUGAAGAAAGAGAAGGACCGACAGUGUCGUGGGCUGGAGCUCAUCGCUUCUGAGAACUUCUGCAGCCGAGCAGCACUCGAGGCCCAGGGCUCCUGCCUCAAUAACAAGUAUUCGGAAGGCUACCCAGGAAAGAGGUACUAUGGUGGCGCCGAGGUAGUGGAUCAGAUCGAGCUGCUGUGUCAGAAGCGGGCUCUAGCUGCUUUUGAAUUGGACCCGGCACUCUGGGGAGUAAACGUUCAGCCGUACUCGGGCUCUCCAGCUAACUUCGCCGCCUACACGGCUGUACUGAAUCCUCAUGAGCGCAUCAUGGGGCUAGACCUACCUGAUGGAGGACACCUUACACAUGGCUACAUGUCAGAUGUGAAGCGAAUCUCUGCUACAUCCAUCUACUUUGAGUCCAUGCCCUACAAGCUCAAUCCCAAAACGGGUUUGAUAGACUAUGACCAGAUGGAGCUGACUGCGAAGCUGUUCCGGCCCAGGCUUAUCAUCGCUGGCACCAGUGCUUAUGCCCGCCUCAUCGACUAUGCUCGCAUCAAGAAGCUGUGUACAGAGUUAAAUGCGUAUCUGCUGGCAGACAUGGCCCAUAUUAGUGGCCUUGUGGCUGCUAAAGCUGUUCCCUCUCCAUUUGAUCACGCUGACCUCGUCACCACAACCACACACAAAUCCCUGAGGGGAGCCAGAGCCGGGUUGAUAUUCUAUCGGAAGGGAGUGCGCUCCGUGGAUAAGAAAGGUGCUUCAGUGAUGUAUGACCUUGAGGACAAGGUCAACUUCUCAGUCUUCCCCUCUCUCCAGGGAGGUCCCCAUAAUCACGCAAUCGCUGGGGUUGCUGUGGCUCUGCGACAGGCUAACACCCCAAUGUUUCGAGAGUAUAUUGCUCAGGUGAUGAAGAAUGCCAAAGCCAUGGCUGAUGCACUGCUAAAGAAAGGAUACACUCUUGUGUCAGGUGGGACUGAUAAUCACCUGGUGCUGGUUGAUUUAAGACCACAGGGAAUGGAUGGAGCACGUGCUGAAAGGGUUUUGGAGCUGGCCUCCAUUACAGCCAAUAAAAACACCUGCCCCGGCGACAAGAGCGCACUCACACCCGGAGGCCUGCGACUGGGUGCCCCAGCUCUGACCUCUCGGCAGUUCAAAGAGGCAGACUUUGAGCGCGUUGUGGAUUUCUUGGAUGAAGGCUUUAAAAUCGCUCUAGAUGUCAAGAAAAAGACCAAGAAAUUAGCGGAGUUUAAGAGCUUCCUGCUGGAGGAUCCUGAGACUGUUGCACGGAUCGGUGACCUGCGCAGUCGGGUGGAAGCAUUCGCUCGGCCUUUCCCCAUGCCGGGCUUCUCCGACCACUAACCGAAAGGCGAAAGGGGAGCCUGCGAAACGGGUGAAGCUCCACAUCCAUCAUGGAGCCUUUCAGCUACUAUUGCAGAGUAAAUAGUGAUCAGUUUUUUGGGGAUAAUUUUUUUUUCCUGUUUUAUACAAGCCUUUGAUUAUCGGCCAACUUGUUGGUAGAACAAAAAAUUUGAAAAAAAAAUUUGCUAAAUGCUGCUUUAGUACCUUCAUCACUGCACAGAAUUCUCCUGAAUCUUACCUUUUUUUUCCCUAAACUCAAAAGUCUUAAUGCAACCAGUAUUACAAACAUCUCCAAAUAGCUUUCUAUGCACUGUAGUUUUGUUAUCAUGUAUUACGAGAACAGAUGUGCAUGAUUUAUUUGGGAUGCUCAUGUAUUUUGUCUUUCACUUUAAAAUGAUGAAUCAAGGGCCUGACAAUACUGGUAUUUAAAUGUAAACUCCAGUUGAACAGGCAGUAAAGAUCAGACUUUCUAAAGCUGUUCAAUGGCAGUCUGGCCUGGGAAACAAAAACACACAACUAUAGCUGUUUACCUCCGUCAUUGUUUAAAUCCUGGAUGAAACGCUAGCUAGCAUCAGUAAUGCGUAGAUUUGAUGAAGUACAUUUGUUUUCAUAUACCUUUAAGACCUUGCACAAUUCCUGAUGGAUCAUUGUGUUCCACAGACACUCAGUGUUUACAAAUCAUACUUAAUCGUCAACAGCCAAGCGAAUAUCAACCACAAAUAUGCGGAUGCAUCAGCAUGGACCAUGUUCUGUCUAAAGCUAACUAAAUGCUGCUGUGAAAAUAAAACGGAACAAAAAAAAUUCUACUUAAUAAUUAAUACUUAAUAAUUAAACUCUGAAACUAUAGGAUCUUAACAUUUACAGAAUGUCUGGAGUGGAAGUUUAUAGGGAGUGGGCUGAAGUUGUGCCAAGUUCUUUUGACAGUGCAGUUUUUCCAAAUAUGCACUUAUUAUUAUUAUUAUUAUUAAUAUUAUUAUUAUUAUCUUUCCUUGUGAGAUAAAAUGCACAUAAUGUGACCAAGUUGUGUAAUUUAUGACCAGCUGUACACUGUCCUGUACUUGUUCUUGCCCUUGCCCUGUUUAUACAACAAUUCUCCAGCAACCCUGUUCAUCAAACCUUUUUAUCUGUAAAGUUUUUCAAGUAAACAUUUACAAAAGUAAUUUUCUAAAAAACUAAUCCCAGUAAAAUUGUGCAUUACCAAA